AUGCAGACUCCUGUCCUAGGACUGCUGAUGGUGGUGGCAGUGGCGGAAUUUCUCAUUGGCCUGGUUGGAAAUGGAGUCCUCAUGGUCUGGAGUUUUAGAGAAUGGUUCAGAAAAUUCAAGGGGUCCUCUUACUACCUCAUUGUCCUGGGCCUGGCGGGCUGCCGAUUUCUUCUGCAGUGCCUGAUUAUGAUGGACUUGAGCCUGUUUCCACUUUUCCAGAGCAGCCAUUGGUUUCACCACCUCAAUAUCUUGUACGUUAUGGUAAGCCAGGCCAGCCUGUGGUUUGCUACUUUCCUCAGCAUCUUCUACUGCAAGAAGAUCACCACCUUUGAGCACCCUGUCUACCUGUGGCUGAAGCAGAGGGCCCAUUGCCUGAGUCUCUGGUGCCUUCUGGGGUGCCUCCUGAUCAAUCUGUUACUUGUAGCCCAGGUUGGCUUUACGCUCGACAGCCCUUCCCAAGGAAACAGCAGCCUUCCGUACCUCCUUUCAAGCUGGCACUAUCUCCGGCUAUUACAGCUCAAUGCAGGAAGCUGGUUGCCCUUCAUGGUGUUUCUUGUGGCCUCUGGGAUGCUGAUCGCCUCUUUGUAUAGACACCACAGGAAGAUGAAGGUCCACACAGCGGGCAGGACGGACGCUCAGGCCCAGGCUCACAUCACUGUCCUGAAGUCCUUGGUCUGUUUCCUUAUUCUUCACAUGGUUUACUUUGUGGCCAGCCCCUAUUCCAUCACCUCCAAAUCUUCUGUGAAUCUCACCACUGUCUUCCUCUCGGAGACACUCAUGGCUGCCUAUCCUUCCCUUCAUUCUGUCAUAUUGAUCAUGGGGAAUCCCAGGGUGAAGCAGACUUGUCGGAGAAUCCUGCAGAAGAUUGCAUGUGCCUGGCGGUCCUAG
Molecule: messenger RNA, 888 nt
Organism: Rhinolophus ferrumequinum (greater horseshoe bat)
Lineage: Eukaryota; Metazoa; Chordata; Mammalia; Chiroptera; Rhinolophidae
Gene: TAS2R5
Product: taste 2 receptor member 5
Exons: 1
Coding region: 1-888 (295 amino acids)
Biological process (GO): sensory perception of taste; detection of chemical stimulus involved in sensory perception of bitter taste; G protein-coupled receptor signaling pathway
Cellular component (GO): membrane
Molecular function (GO): G protein-coupled receptor activity; bitter taste receptor activity
Source: RefSeq, a predicted model, not a curated record